CGCUGUGUCCUCCGGUAGCAUCAACAUGGACUUGCACCAACCCUAACCAUGCAGGAUUAGGCACGCUGUCCUUGUCUCUCUUCUUUCUCCCGGGUAUAUAUAUGGCCCCCUCCAUGGCCUAAGGUUCUGUACUUGGCCUUCGCAGUACAGACAAGCGCAAGAACGGUUCAUCAGUGGUUCUUGCUGGAAACAAAAGUUGAGUUAGAUCAGAUCAUGGGCGCCUUGGAUCACCUGUCCCGUCUGUGCAACUUGACACAUACAAGGGAAGCCAUCAGGAUCAAGAAAAGGCGGCCACUGACGACGGUGAACAUCAAGGUGAAGAUGGACUGUGAGGGCUGCGAGAGGAGGGUCAAGAACGCCGUCAAAUCGAUUCGGGGUGUGACGGCGGUGGUGGUGAAUCGCAAGAUCAGCAAGGUGACGGUGACGGGGUACGUGGAGCCUCGCAAGGUGCUGGCGAGGGUGAAGAGGACUGGGAAGACGACGGCGGAUAUGUGGCCGUACGUGCCCUACACGGUGGCCACCUACCCCUACGUCGGCGGCUCCUACGACAAGAAGGCGCCGGCGGGCCUGGUCCGCAACGUGCCGCAGGCCAUGGCCGACCCGGCGGCGCCGGAGGUCAAGUACAUGAACAUGUUCAACGACGAGGACGUUACCGCUUGCACCGUCAUGUGAUUCGAUGAUCUCAUAUUAGCAUCUGCACUCCAGCCAGGACAUGAUGCCUAGAUUACUAGAUAUAUCGGUCUUCUCGCAGCGCUGGGGAAAAAUGAUACCAAGAAGAUGAACUUGUGCAUGUACGCGGUACUGAUGGAUGAUAUAUACUGUGCAAAUCCUCGUUCACGUCCAAGGUGUAGAUAAGCCUGAAUUACAACUUUAUGCUACCGCUUUAUGAUCUUCGAUAUAUACAUCCUUGUCAGUCUCGAGCCUUCUCUUC
Triticum aestivum (bread wheat) is the source of this 931-nucleotide messenger RNA. RefSeq names its product heavy metal-associated isoprenylated plant protein 20. The record is from RefSeq and is a predicted model, not a curated record. The transcript has 3 exons. Gene Ontology annotation, molecular function: metal ion binding. The coding region runs from base 214 to 672 and encodes 152 amino acids. Lineage: Eukaryota; Viridiplantae; Streptophyta; Magnoliopsida; Poales; Poaceae.